This is a messenger RNA of Danaus plexippus (monarch butterfly), 1886 nucleotides long. RefSeq lists its product as uncharacterized. Gene Ontology annotation, cellular component: nucleus; Holliday junction resolvase complex. Bases 382 to 1638 code for a protein of 418 amino acids. The record is from RefSeq and is a predicted model, not a curated record. Lineage: Eukaryota; Metazoa; Arthropoda; Insecta; Lepidoptera; Nymphalidae. The transcript is spliced from 12 exons. Gene Ontology annotation, biological process: replication fork processing; mitotic intra-S DNA damage checkpoint signaling; double-strand break repair.
AAUCAAUAUAAUGUGAUAAAAAAUAAAAAGGUUUUUGAAUUGUUAUUUGGUAACUCCAUAUUUCUUCCGAAAUUAAUUUAGAUAUUUUUCGUUACUAGAAAUAAAAAAUUAAUGUCAAAGGCUAUCGGAAUUUAUAGGAUUUUUUAUAAUAUUCAUAUGUUUGUUUUUAUUAAAUUACUAUAUAGGUAUUUUCAUUUCGAAUUACUAAUCUGUAUUGGUAAAGUCAAUGUCAAAUUUAAAUAGUGUUUAAGGCACAAAGUGUUUAUUAUUAUCUAUUUGAAUUGAAACUAUCGUUAUUUUAUAGAAGGUGUAACAAGUUGCUUAAUAGAGUGAUAUCUAAAUUAAUUUUAAACUUUGGAAGGAAGAACAAGUAACUCAAAAAUGUCUUCAGAUGAGGAAAUUUAUAUUGCGCCGCCACCGAACUUGUUUUCUAGGCCCUCUACUUCAAAGUGUAUGCCAGAAGUUAUAGUCAUCGACUCAGAUUCAGAUCCAGAACCAGAACCACCAAAACUUGCCAAGAAAGAAGAGUUUACAAGUCGAGUACUCCGUUCAAGUAAACGACCUCUUUCGAUCUAUGGAGGGCAUACAAAAAAACCCAUACCUCCACUUCUUCCAAUUUCACUUAUAAAGAAAAAACCCAAACAUCCAAAACCUCAGCCCAAAACAGAAGUAGAAACUGUUCAACCUAUUAAAGAGGAAGAAAACUCUGCAGAGGAUGCACAUAUCAAUAAAUUUCUGGUGAUCAAGGAGCUCAAACUGAGGAAGGGACCGUUGAAGCUCUUCGUUGAUAUAGAUCCGCAGCUCAAGGGCAAAUGGUAUCUGGCCAGUCUGGACGGUGAGGCGGAGGCUGCGGGUAUUAACGUGCGACCCGACUCGUUUCUAGAAGGGACCGGGCUUCUGCUGUGGAGCAAGGCAGAGGAGAGUACACUUGUUAGUGCACAAGGAAAGAUGGAGCUGACUCCCCCCGAGGUCCGCUGUCCCCAUGGACUGUAUAUCUGUGAGAUGGUGGAUGCGGUGCCGCGGGUGAGAGAUAAAGUGUUGGUCAAUCACAUCAAGAAUAUAGAAGCUAUUGCCUGCUGUAAACUAACCCUUGUAUUGUUUGGAUAUAAAGAAUAUUUUAGAACUGCUUGCAAAAGGUAUCCUGUAGUAAAAGGCUUUGAUAUUGAGACAGCCAUAGGAGAUUUAAUAAUCAGCACCAAUUGUGAUGCUAUCAUUAUUGAUGAACCAAGUGAGUUGGUGAUGACAGUACUCAAGUUCAAUAAGGGAUUUACAUCUCUUUACAAAUAUGAGCCUAUGAAUGCUAUUAGUGAGAAUGCAGAGUUCUUUAUGAACGAAUUUAACAGGAGAUGUGUUCCGGUUGAUGAUGAUGGUGUUGGUCUUGCUCGUCUAUGGCAGCAGAUGGUAUCAGUCCUGCCUCUUACAAGUUUGGAAUCUGCUAGAGCUGUGUGUGCCAAAUACAAAUCACUAAGGAGCUUAUACGAGGCUCUUUUCACUCCGAAGGGUUUUAAAUCGAUUGCUUCUAUCGACGCGCCCCGGACGAUACUCUCAGGGAGACGUGUUAAAAAACUCGGCCCGGAGAUGGCGGAGAGACUUAAGACUCUUCUGAUGGAGAAGGAUCCGACCGUCAUAGUCAGAUAGAUGUCCAGUAUAAUAUCAAGUUAUGUACUAACUACUAAGUAUAUACUUAUGGUGUUAUCGAUACCGUUUGAUCUCGUAAUUAAUUACUCUUUAUGUCCACUAAUUCGGCGCACUAUUAACGAAAUGUCUCCGGAUUUUUCUCACGGAGCAAAAUUAUAAAAUUGUCAAUAAGACGUCGAAUUUAAUCUUAUGUGAAUAUUAUGUAAAUGUAAUUGUAUCAAGUAUAAUUAAUAAAUUAUUAUUAUUUA